AUGAUUGCCACUCGAUUGAUCCUUUGCCUCUCCUUGAGCGCCAUUGGCGGCGCGGCCCAGGCCCUUGAGUCUCCAGACUUCAAUGUUACCCAACAACUGCUGGACCUCGGCGUCAACGUCGGUGCUCUUCCGGAGCUGUCAAACUUCGUGGAGCGCCGUUCCGCCACUCUCCCUUGUGCUGCUGCGGUUCGUUACCUCGCUGCCUACCCCUGCAGACAAGGCGAGGCUCCUUACGAGAGUUUCACGGGUGCCUAUUGGUCUGAGAAUCAGGGCGAGGUCGACCCUUACUGCAUCUUCAAGCCGGCCAACCCAUCAGCAAUCUCUGUGCUCGUCCUCCUGUCGCGACUCACGCAAUGCCCCUUUGCUGUCAAGAGUGGCGGCCACGCUGCCUUUGCCGGCGCGUCCAGCAUUGAGGGGGGCAUCACCGUGUCGCUGGAGAAGAUCAACCAAGUCACGCUCUCAAGUGACAAGAAGACGGUGGUCAUCGGAGCGGGCAACCGGUGGUCCGAUGUGUACCGGAAGCUUUCAAAAUCAGACGUGACCGUUACCGGCGGCCGCGUGUCUAGCGUUGGCGUUGGGGGUCUUUCCCUCGGAGGCGGCAUCUCAUUCUUCUCCAACCUUCACGGUUGGGCAUGCGACAAUGUUGAGAGCUACGAAGUCGUUACCGCCACGGGCAUCAUCCUCACGGCGAGCCCGAAGCAGAACCCGAACCUGUACUGGGCGCUCCGCGGCGGCGGCAACAACCUCGGCAUCGUGACCAACUUCACGUUCCGGACGAUCCCGCUGCCGGGCGGCCAGCUGUGGGGCGGCACCAAGACGUUCAUGGAGCCGGCCCUCGACGCCGUCGUCGACGCCUUCGCCGGCAUGGUGACGGACUCGCCGCAGGACCCCAACGCCGGCCUCUGGGUCGCCUGGCUCAAGAACAGCGGCCUCAAGCUGGCGGCCACGGAGCUCUGGUACGCCAAGCCCGACGGCGGCUCGGCCGCCAUCUUUGACGCCUUCAACGCCAUCGCGCCCAUCGCCGACUCGAUCGGCAACAAGUUCCUGCCCGACUACACCGACGGCCACGAGGCGAGCAACCCGUCGGGGCUGCGCGAGAUCUACUACGGCCUCACCGUCAAGGCGGACGUGCGCCUCGCGCGCCUCGCCCGCGACAUUUUCUACGACGAGUACCCGGCCGCCGAAGCCGUCGCCGGCGCCAACCCCGUCAUGAUCUUCCAGGCCAUCACGACGGGCCAGAUGGCCCGCAUGCGCGCCAACGGCGGCAACCCGCUCGGUCCUCGACGCCGCCGACGGGCCCCUCUACCUCAUCCACGUCGCCUGCGGGGGGCAGGAUGCCGCCGGCGACGCCGCCAUCCACGCCAUGAUCUCGACCGUGCUGGCGCGCAUCACGGCCGAGGCCAAGGCCCUCGGCCUGCAGAACGACUACGUCUACAUGAACUACGCGAGCGCCUUUCAGGACGUCAUCAGGGGCUACGGCGCCGCCAACGCCGCCCGGCUGAAGAGCAUUGCCAGCACCCCGGCCACUUCAAGUUGAACCGCGCCCCGGUGACGGGUACGGGGUACUUCUCGGGUCUUGAUGCGUAG
Verticillium dahliae VdLs.17 is the source of this 1587-nucleotide messenger RNA. RefSeq names its product FAD binding domain-containing protein. The record is from RefSeq and is a predicted model, not a curated record. Lineage: Eukaryota; Fungi; Ascomycota; Sordariomycetes; Glomerellales; Plectosphaerellaceae. The coding region runs from base 1 to 1587 and encodes 528 amino acids. Gene Ontology annotation, molecular function: FAD binding. The transcript has 5 exons.